Microthlaspi erraticum is the source of this 1047-nucleotide messenger RNA. The record is from the annotation of a GenBank genome assembly. Lineage: Eukaryota; Viridiplantae; Streptophyta; Magnoliopsida; Brassicales; Brassicaceae.
AUGAAGGGUCGUAUGUUCUGCGCUUCUCAAGCAUCGACAGCCAUUUGUUCAAGCAUGGACCACAUUGACAAACCAACCACGGUCGACAAUGAUGAACGAAACAACGGCCGAGCUAUUGACCGCCACAAUCCUAUCAUUAAAGAUGGCCGGAGAUCCUCCGUGGACGACUACAUCAGAAUACCCGCUGACGGAGAGAUUAGCAACAAAACACUAGAGAUCUAUAAAGGCAGGAGGAGCAUCACUGCCCGGAAAAGCACUGGUGGUGGCGGUGGAGGAGGAGCGGCGGCGUUGUUGAAGCUCAUCACCAGUGAUAUCAGCUUGGCGAGGAAGAGUUUCAGCUGUGUUGCUAGACCCGCAUGUGACUUCAUCAAAACCCCUCCCGGCUCUACAAGGUAUCUUUUGGGAUCCGACCCGGAUUCUGUUUCCGGGUCUGCGGGUCAGGACUCAGUGAAGACGAAAGCUGCUCAGUCUCCUAGUGGUGAAGAGAUAAAGCCAACUUCGUUCUUGGCGGAGAAGAAGAGUACUAGUGGUUGUGGUUCCAACCAGGUCGUUGUUCUCAAAGUGUCUCUCCACUGCAGAGGCUGUGAAGGAAAAGUUAGGAAACAUCUGGCCAGAAUGCAAGGUGUGACAUCCUUCAACAUAGAUUUUGCUGCAAAGAAAGUGACUGUGACUGGAGAUCUCACUCCCUUGGAAAUAUUGGAUAGCAUCUCAAAGGCCGACUUUCGUGCGAGUGGAUCUCACGCGCCACGAAAGUUUCUCCCAAAAACUUCACCGAGCUUUUCGUCUCUUCUCUCCGACUUGAGGUCUUCUCCGUGCUCGGCGCUUGCCGAUGCCGUGAGGGGACCUCCUUUCUCUUUAAUUGCGUUUAAGAUCUUCAACGGCGAGGACGGCGGAAUAGCUUGUGGUGAGUUUGACGAUGGCGGAUCUGAGUUUCGAGUUGUGUCUCUCUUCGCCGGUUCGGUGGGUUCGCUGCAUCUCGUGAAAAGCUCCGGUGGAAGGUGGUGUGAAGAAGCGUGGGGAUGGCGGGUCCUCUGUCAGAUUCACUAA